UUUGUUUACGUUUCGCAGAAGUGGCAUUUUGAAAAAGACUGAUAAGAGUUUUGCAGGACACAUCACUCAAUUGUCGUCCCAAAUGAAGUGUUAUUUCCAGUUUCACGCGAGGGAAAAAAUUCUGAAAUUACAUCAUGACUCUAUUUAGUUACAUUCUCUUUUUUGUGCUCACUUGUUGCUGCAUUUUUGUGGGAGUGUUCGUGGGGUUGCUGUUGUUCGCUAAACUUUACUUCAAAAGACGGAAGCUCCUUGCCUCUGGAAAUCCAGGUGUUAGUGUGGGCUUUUUCCAUCCAUACUGCAAUGCUGGCGCAGGUGGAGAAAGAGUAUUGUGGUGUGCAGUGCUUGCUGUCAGAAACAAAUUUCCUGAUGCCAAAAUUGUCAUCUACACUGGUGAUAUUGACGCGUCUCCUCAAGAUAUCUUGAAAAGGACAGAGCAACGCUUCAAUAUGAAAGUGCCUGAAACUGUUGAAUUUGUGUAUCUUCAAAAUCGGAAAUGGGUUGAAAGCAAAAUGUAUCCAGUUUUUACCCUUUUGGGCCAAAGUCUUGGCUCUGUUAUUCUUGGUUUUGAAGCCAUUUACGCCUUCUUACCUGACAUCUACAUCGAUACAAUGGGAUAUGCCUUCACCAUGCCUUUAUUUUCCUAUCUUGGUGGAUGUAAAGUCGCAUCAUACACUCACUAUCCAGUUAUUACAUCAGACAUGCUGAAAAGAGUGUCAAGACGAGUGAAAUCAUACAACAAUGAGUCGUUCAUUGCCAGGAGCCCAUUUUUAAGUAACCUUAAAAUUAUUUAUUAUCGCAUUUUUUCUUGGAUUUAUUCUUUUGUUGGCAGAAGUGCAGAUGUAAUAAUGGUAAAUUCCUCGUGGACGGAGGGUCAUAUCAAUUCUCUUUGGUGUUGCCCCUUGAAAACAUUCAGAGUUUAUCCGCCAUGUGAUGUCGAGGAUCUCAAAUUGAUUCCUCUAAGUAGAGAUGCUAACAAAGAGAAACGUAUUGUUUCAAUAGGUCAAUUUAGACCUGAAAAAGAUCAUGUUUUGCAAAUUAAAACGAUGUUUGAACUGAGGCAAAUUUUACCCACUGAAGUUUGGUCGUCAGUGAAAUUAGUUCUGGUAGGAUCCACUCGUAACAAAGAUGAUGAGGCAUAUUUAAAAGACAUCAAAGAUUUGUGUCUACAUUGUUCUGUUGAAGAUAAUGUAGAAUUCAAAAUCAAUGUUUCUUACACACAAUUGAAGGCAGAAUAUGAGAAAGGGUUCAUAGGGCUUCACACAAUGUGGAAUGAGCAUUUUGGAAUAGGUAUUGUUGAAUGUAUGGCUGCCGGUUUGAUAAUGGUGGCUCACGAGUCUGGUGGUCCAAAAUUGGAUAUCAUAGAAACUUCUGAUACCUCCAGGAAUGGGUUUUUAGCGACUGAUGAAAGAGAAUAUGCCCAGUGCAUUAAGGCUAUCCUUUGUUCAGAUAAAUCUUACAUUGAUGAGCUCCAGAGAAGAGCGCGCUCGUCAACUGACAGGUUCUCCACACAGCGAUUUAAUGAGUCAUUUCUACAAGCGAUCGAAUUUCUAUUCCCAUCCAACAAAAAAUCAUAGAUGGAAUUUAGAAUAAAGAAACUAAUUCUUAGGAUGGAAUCCAUCUUGUGAAGAAAAAUCAAAAUCCUAAAAUCAGUUCAGCAUGAUGUACAUUUUUAAUCAUUGAAAGUAUUUACUUCUGCUUGAUCAGUGAUCACCCAUUUUCUAUAAAAAGUAUCAUGUCACUCAACAUAGAAAUAUGGCACAUUUCUCUUAAAAAGGUUCAAAUGAAAACAACAUUAAUUGCUUUGUUUCAAUUAAUUACAAGUAUCCUUUUGAGAAGAGCAGUUUUUAUUCAUUUAAUUCAUAUACAAGACAUGCAGUUCCUAGUCUUAGUUAAGUACAAUUAUUUUUAAAAGAAAUUUUUCAAACUAAAGAAAAAAUUUAAGUGUUAUUUAACCCUUAACCCAUAAUCACCUUCUUUUUUCCUUGAAGAGAAGGUAUUGCCUACUGUUUUAAUUUUAUUGCCUUCUCUGGAGAAAUAUCUUUGAUCAGAAGAUAUCAGCUUCAAAACAGGUGUUCCGAGUGAAAAAAAUUAGUUAAGAUUUGAAUUGUUUCAGAUUUUGAUUUUUUGAAAUCUACUGCAGUCCUGCAAUGUCUGAUAGGCAAAUGGCUUUCAUGUAAAGUCAUGCACCUAUCAGAAUUGUGUUGCCGCUAAAUUGUUGGUGUUAUUUUUUAUUGUUUCACAUGAUAACUAUCCAAGUACAAGAUCAUAAAUGGAAAUUUUUGGUGAAUAUUAAGUGAGAGAAAUUGAUUCAUGAUUAGUUUUUAUGACGAAAUUUGCGUAUCAAGUAGAAAUUUCACAAAGCUGCAGUGUUUGAUACCUAUACGUUUUCGUACAAUCAAUGUCUGUUUCAGUUUUAUUUUGUAGGAGUGGAAAAGGGAUAAUUUUGAUUAUUUACAAUCUUUUCCUCCGUCCUAUUUUAAUGCCAUUUUACAACAAAUGAAGAUCAUUUGACAUGUAAUCAAUAAGGCACCAAUACAAAUAAGAAAA
This is a messenger RNA of Bemisia tabaci, 2547 nucleotides long. RefSeq names its product ALG11 alpha-1,2-mannosyltransferase (gene Alg11). The record is from RefSeq and is a predicted model, not a curated record. Gene Ontology annotation, molecular function: GDP-Man:Man(3)GlcNAc(2)-PP-Dol alpha-1,2-mannosyltransferase activity. Gene Ontology annotation, biological process: dolichol-linked oligosaccharide biosynthetic process; protein N-linked glycosylation. NCBI's taxonomy places the organism in Eukaryota, Metazoa, Arthropoda, Insecta, Hemiptera, Aleyrodidae. Gene Ontology annotation, cellular component: endoplasmic reticulum membrane.